AUGCUCGGAGGCUCGCACCCACAGUACCUCUCAACCGCCUUCCGUGAGGAUGGUCAUCAUCAGAUUGUUCCCUGUCACAAUGACGAGACGUGUGAGGAGCAAUGCAAGCACGACGAGGCAUUCUUAGCUACCGAUUAUGACCUCUUAGCGAAAUGCCUCCUUGCAGAUCACUGCCAGUACCCCUUUGAGGUCCUGCACCAGGAAGUCGAGACUUGUGGAGAACCCUUGUCUCGACUAAAGCAGAGUAUGGAGUCCAUUCGUGAGCUGCACGCGUUAAAAGUGAAUGAUCUUGGUGGUGGUCCGGUCAAAAUUGACAUCCAUUGCUGGGAGCAUGUCUUCUCUGAGACUCCUGCUAGAGUGGCAGCAGAAGUCCGGUCUAAGAUGCAGGAAGAUGAUCUUAAUUGGUUCUUUUAG
Penicillium angulare is the source of this 414-nucleotide messenger RNA. RefSeq lists its product as uncharacterized. The record is from RefSeq and is a predicted model, not a curated record. The coding region runs from base 1 to 414 and encodes 137 amino acids. Lineage: Eukaryota; Fungi; Ascomycota; Eurotiomycetes; Eurotiales; Aspergillaceae. The transcript has a single exon.